Molecule: messenger RNA, 1590 nt
Organism: Penicillium odoratum
Lineage: Eukaryota; Fungi; Ascomycota; Eurotiomycetes; Eurotiales; Aspergillaceae
Product: CDP-diacylglycerol--glycerol-3-phosphate 3-phosphatidyltransferase
Exons: 3
Coding region: 1-1590 (529 amino acids)
Biological process (GO): cardiolipin biosynthetic process
Cellular component (GO): mitochondrion
Molecular function (GO): CDP-diacylglycerol-glycerol-3-phosphate 3-phosphatidyltransferase activity
Source: RefSeq, a predicted model, not a curated record
AUGUUCGGUCGCAUUGGAGGCCAGGCGCUUCGCUGUGCCACUCGUCGUCCAGUUGCGCGCCGCAAUCUCUGUGGUCGCAAGUUCUCCCAUACUGCGGCUAACGCUUCCGCUGCUCCAGCACCGUCACCACUCGGGGGAAUCACAGUUGAAUUAGAUCGCAUUGCCCCCCGGUUCGAGAUUUCAGCGUCUCAAGUCACGAUUUUGAACUCGCCGGCUCAGUUCUAUUCCACCCUCAAGCAUAAAAUCCGCAAUGCCCGGAGGCGCGUUUACCUCUCGACACUCUACAUUGGCAAGACCGAAUACGAAUUGAUCGAUACCAUUGCAGAUGCUCUGCGCGAUAAUCCGGAACUUCAAGUCUCUGUUCUUGCCGAUGCGCUACGCGGCACUCGAGAAACUCCCAACCCGUCAUGCGCUUCGUUGCUUUGUUCGUUGGUGGAGGAGUUUGGACCUGAACGGGUGGACAUUCGGAUGUACCAUACGCCCAAUCUGACGGGUCUGAAGAAGAAACAUAUUCCUCGUCGAAUCAACGAGGGUUGGGGCUUGCAGCACAUGAAGCUGUAUGGAAUUGAUGACGAGAUUAUCAUUUCGGGAGCAAAUCUGUCCGAUGACUACUUUACCAACCGUCUGGACCGGUACCAUGUGUACAGUUCUAAGGCAUUGGCAGACUAUUACGCUCGUAUCCACCAUGGCGUCUGCAGUCUGAGCUUCCAGGUCUUGCCAGACCCUAACAACACCUCCGCAUAUCUCCUGGAAUGGCCCACAACCAAUGGAGCUCCAUCACCUCUAGACAGUCCCGAAGACUUCAUUGGAUACGCAUCAACAACUCUCGGCCCCCUUAUCCAACCAUCCGACAAUAAACCCGUUCUCCCCUCUACCUCUAGCCAAACCUUUGUAUAUCCUGUUGCACAGUUCACCCCAAUUCUCAAGCCUGACACUUCUACCGAGUUUCCAGCUGUCACCAGUAUUCUUCGCCUCUUGUCCGAAUCAUCCGCAUUCGCCGGAGCCCGUUGGCUUUUCACGGCAGGCUACUUCAACAUCCACCCAGUCCUUUCCUCACUAUUGAUCGCCAGCACAUCAACCAAUGCCAAAGCCCCAUCCACCACACAAGGCACAGUUCUGACUGCCUCGCCAUGGGCCAAUGGAUUCUACGGUUCGCCGGGUAUAUCAGGCAUGUUACCUGCAGCCUACACUCACCUCUCUGCGCGCUUUCUCGAUCGUGUCGCUGCCGCUCAAGCGACCAAUUCCAUCCAGCUGAGGGAAUGGCGCCGCGGUACUGUCGGCACACCAGAAGGAUGGACCUAUCAUGCUAAGGGUCUUUGGAUUACAUUGCCGAACGAAGAGCAUCCCAGCCUCACCUUUGUGGGUAGCAGUAACUACACAAAACGGAGUUACAGUCUCGAUAUCGAGGUCGGCGCGUUGAUGAUCACAAAUGAUCAAGAGUUGAAGCGCAAGCUCGGUGAGGAGACCGAGGUGCUCCAGAAGGAUUCCAAGCCCAUCUCGCGCGAGGAUCUUAUGCGCACGGAGCGUCGCGUGGGCUGGAAUGUGCGAUUGGCUAUGUGGAUCGUUGAGAAAGUUGGCGGAGCUCUGUAG